This is a messenger RNA of Setaria italica (foxtail millet), 1616 nucleotides long. RefSeq lists its product as uncharacterized. The coding region runs from base 183 to 1601 and encodes 472 amino acids. The record is from RefSeq and is a predicted model, not a curated record. The transcript is spliced from 6 exons. NCBI's taxonomy places the organism in Eukaryota, Viridiplantae, Streptophyta, Magnoliopsida, Poales, Poaceae.
UCGAGCGCAGGCUACUCGCCCUCCUCCCCCAUUCCACCCUUCCGGCCGCCGCCGCACGUGCGCCUCCUCCCGCCGGCGCAAGCCACGCCGCCGGCCCUCGAAGGGGCCCUUCUCCCUAGUAUCCCUCCUCCUCCCACCCGCUGAUCUACUUACUUCGAGUGGAUUGGCCUCCGCUUUCGACGAUGACUAGGUGGGAUGAAAUUUUGACUCUUCCAGUUCAGAAUCCACCCACAUUGGAGUUCUCAGCUGCAGAUAUCAUGUGGUCCAUGGUGGAGGGCUGGAAGGAUUCUAUGGACAGGCUUGCACUGAUACCGUAUUCUAGGGUGAAUGACUUUGUCAGAGGAGAGUCAAACAACAAAGAUUGCCCGACAAGAUUUCACGUUGAAGCACGGAGAAGGCGUUCACCGACAAUGAACUGCAAGCCAAAAGUUGAUGGGAUACUUGAGUAUAUUCUGUAUUGGUGUUCCUUUGGUCCAGAUGAUUAUAGAAAGGGUGGUAGUGCCCGGCCUAGCAGGCCUUUCGCAGAAAAGAGGAAAACACCUGCCGGACGCCCUAAUACAAAGAGAGGCUGUGUUUGCCAUUUUAUUGUGAAGCGCUUGAUUGCUGAACCAUCUGUGGCUCUUGUGAUAUAUAACCACAAUAAGCAUGUAGAUAAGAAAGGCUUGCCAUGCCAUGGUCCUAUGGACAAGAUGGCCGUAGGGACAAAGGCAAUGUUUGCACCAUACAUAUCAGAUGAGCUUCGUCUGCAAGUCAUGUCUUUGCUCUAUGUUGGUAUUCCUGUGGAGACCAUAAUGCAGAGGCAUACUAAAAUGGUUGAAAAGCAAGGAGGGCCAUCAAAUAGAGAUGAUCUUCUUACUCACAGAUAUGUUAGGAGACUGGAAAGGAAAAUACGGCGUUCUGAUUAUGAGCUUGAUGAUGAUGACGCUAUUAGUAUUAGCAUAUGGGUUGAAAAUCACCAGGACUGCGUAUUUUUCUAUGAAGAUUUUUCAGAUACGGACACCUUUGUCCUGGGCAUUCAGACAGAUUGGCAGCUACAGCAAAUGAUUCAGUUUGGCAGCCAUAGUUUACUGGCUUCUGAUUCAAAGUUUGGAACAAAUAAGCUAAAGUAUCCUGUACACAGCAUCCUUGUCUUCGACCAGCAGAAAAAUGCAAUUCCUGUUGCCUGGAUUAUAACUCCUAAUUUUGCACAUGGUGAAAUAUAUAAAUGGAUGGGCGCUCUUUAUGAUCGAGCUCACACAAAAGAUCCUACAUGGCAAUUGGGUGGCUUUAUUAUUGAUGAUCCCUUCGCAGAUGUUCGCACAAUAAGGGAAGUGUUCCAGUGCCCGGUUCUGAUCAGUUUGUGGCGUAUCCGGCAUGCUUGGCAUAAAAAUUUGGUUAAUAAAUGUUCAGACAAUGAGAAGCGUUCAGCCAUGGCUAAAUUUCUUGGAGAUGCAAUAUCCAGUAUAUGCAGAGGAAGUGGUGAUGUUGAAUUAUUUGAAGCCUUUCUGCAAGAUUUUGUUGAUUGUUCUGGGUUUCUAGACUACUUCAAAGCCCUGUGGUUUCCAAGACUUGGGGCAUGGACAACUAUCUUAAGGGCACUCCAUUGGCUACUGCAGAGGUAGCUUCAGCAUCGAGAG